AUGCAUCAAAAUUUGAGAGAAGACUCCAAGACGGUGAAGAGUAUUUUAACAGAGUGCCUAGGUGGUGUGACAACUCCCCCCCUCCCUGUGAGUAAAGAAGGGGAGGAGGACUCCCUGGUGGUUACUUCUCAGUGGAGCCCACCAAGUGGAGGAAGGGGAACACUAACUCGAGGGAAGGACCCCAGGGGAGGGCUAAUCUGGACGGAUGGUGAUGAAGACCUCACCAAAAUGACUCCAAAAAGGACUCCAAAAGAGACUACAAAAGAGACUCCAAAAAGGACAACAAAAAAGACGACAAAGAUUUUUUUUAAAUUUGAACCUUUUAUUAUUCACGUUAAGUGUGCCAACUUGGUGAGUGCGCUGAGGUUGCUGAAAGUGGCACAGAUGGCUGGACUGAAGCAGAGCGGCUUAUUGAACUUUAACCGUUACGUUACCGUUGCGAUUAGGGGAUCCAUGCGAUUGGAGCAUUAUGUGGAGGGUGCGCGUUCACUGCAGGAGGACUCCAUCGUGAAGCUGCUUGACGUGUGCAAUGGGAAGAUGGAUCAAAAUUUGAGGCAGCUCGUGUGGUUUUACCACUGCUAUAGGGAGAAACUGUCAGACGAGGGACACAUAAGGAGUGGUACUUCCCCAGUGGGAGGGGACUCCUCACUGCAGUGGAAGCUCCUUUCUAAUGAGGAGGACCUGGACAAGCUCUUCGUUUGGGGACACGAUAUGUUUAUUGAGGAGGGGAAUAUUUACCUGUUUGGUGGGUUCGCUAAAGGAGUGAGGAGUAGAGAGUUGAAAAUUUUCGACGUUGGGAGGAAGAGCCUUAGGACGUAUGAGACGCCGUUGCCAGCGCUGUCUUACCAUUGCUUCUUCCGGCUGGACAGCAACUACGCGUGUGUGUUCGGUGGUAGGAGGAGCCCGAAAAGUUGCACGAGUGAUGUUUGGCUGUAUGAUGUGCGAAGGAAUGCGUGGUGCGCAGCGGAGUGGCGGAGCAGUGGUGAGAAAAGUCGUGGUGAUGGGCGUGGUGAUUCGCGUGUUGAUUCGCGUGUUGAUUUGCGUGGUGAUCCGCGUGGUGAUUCGCGCGGUGAUUCGCGCAGUGAUGGUGAGGACGCCUCCCGGCCCUGCGGUAGGUACCGACACGCGUGUGCAUUCGUCCGGAGGUACCGCAAGAAGGAGAAGGAGGUUUACCUGUUCUACGUGCACGGAGGCGUUACGGAGAAGAAUGAGGUGCUGAAUGACCUGUGGGUGGGGAAGCUGACCGUUCAGGGGCACCUGUCCGUGGGGCCAACUGCCAUCAUCGAAUGGGAGAGGAAGCACUGCUCGGGGAGGGUCAAACAAGAAGGGGAGGAGGUCCCCUCCCCAUUUGUAAAGAACCACACCAUGGUGUAUAAUAAAAGGAGGAACUUGAUUCACAUCGUCGGGGGGUGUUCCUCUCCCUGGGCUGAAGGGGUACACCCGAGUCAGUCAUGUGUGGAAGAUAGUAUGGACCGCUUACACACGUACGACUUGAAGAAGGACUGCUUUUUUUAUGUUCACUGUGGAGUCAGCGAGGAGGAUGGCCAAGCGGCCUUCCCAUUAAAUCGCUUCUCGCACGCGACAUGCGCGUGGGGGCACAACGAUUUUGUCCUUAUGGGAGGCCUCAACAUGCAUCGAACGCUGAACGACGUAUGGUUCUUUCGUAUGAAGGAGAGCAAGUGGUACCGGCUGGGUGUGUUCCCAUUCCAUAGUAUGUAUGUGAGGGCGAAGAUUGCUUGUGAGGGGGACUACCUCUAUGUGGAGGUGAAAACGGCUUUGGAGAGGAUAGGGGCAUUUGAUAAGGGUCGCAAAAUUGAGGUCUACAAGGCAGGUACAGCUAGCGGAAAUGAUGAAAACUCCUUUUUGGUCCCAGUUGUAGAAAAAAUAGAAAAAUCAAAAAAUUAUGAACAGGUCAGGCAAUUUUUUCCAUUUGAGAAGAUACAGCUUACAAAGGAAGGACAUAUUUUCUACAUAUAUAGGAGUUCCCAUGGGAGGAAAGAAAAAACGAAUUUGAAGCAAUGUCUGACGAAUCUGUUUUACAGCUUUGCUAAUGAGAAGGUGAAGAGUUAUUUGAGCGAGUCCGAGAGGAAGCUCAUCGUUAGGGCCAGUGCCAAGUACGAAGUUAUAGGGGGUAUUGUAAUUUUCCAUUACAGGCAUAUGGGGUCGGUUCUCCGGCUGUACCGCAGGUGUGUGGAGGGUAGUGCGUCGAAGUACAUGGAGAUGGGCACAGGGAAGUAUACCCGUUUGAGGACCCUGCUGAAGAAGUGCAGACGUAGGAAGCUUAUCUCAUAUGUGGACGCCCUUUGGCUGGACGUGAGGGACGCGUUCAAUCGGUUUCGGGGAGGCCGAAGAGGGGGGGAGGACAGGAGGCAGCCAAGGCUACGCCUGAGGUGCAUUAAAACGUUUCUUAAAUUUUCGAGCCUGGCGAGGAGGCGUACUGUGCUGCGCGGACAAUCGUCUUUAGCUCAGUUGGGAAGAGCACCCCCUUGUAGGGGGAAAGAAAAAGCACCCCCUUGUAGAGGGAAAGAAAAAGCGUGUCUUUUUAACCACCCCUGGUGCUCCCUUACAUACGUGGGACGGCGCGCAGUAAAGGUGGACCAGCUAGCCAAAAUGAAGAAGCAAUUGAAAUACCUACGUGAUAGUGAAUACGGGAAAAAGAACAACCCACGAGGGAAAAGAAUCAAAACAAUAGCAAUCUACGAACACAUAGAAGGAGUAAAGAGAAAAAAUUUAAUCCAUUUAGUGCUAGGAAGGAACACCAAAACUAUGCACAUAGAAAAUAACGUUGUGUACAAGCUGGACUUAGAAAAAUGCAUGUUUUGCUCAGGAAAUGGGACAGAAAAGGAGAGGAUAAAAAAUCUUUAUUUGGAUCGAUCUAACAUGGUGGUAAGCAAGGAAAUCGUUGUCGAUUUAUUUUGUGGUGUUGGGUAUUUCACUCUACCUCUGCUUAAGUUGGUUGGGGAGGGAAAAAUAAAGGAAUAUUACGCUUGUGAUAUUAAUGGAGAUUCUUUGAGAUUAUUGAGAGAUGCAGUAAAGCUGAACAAAAUGGAGACAAGCCAGUUGCACCUAUUACGACAGAACUCUUUUGUCGUGACGAAGAAUGCACAGCUCCUUCGGAGGUGUCACCGUGUUCUCCUCGGCUUGUUACCGCACAGUGUAGAGGCCUGGUGUAACGCAUUUCAACUUCUGGACGGUCAGGUGGGGGGUACUCUACACAUACACGGCAUUGGGGAGAGCGUUUUCCAAGAACAGUUCGUAUCGCGAGUCUGCACGUAUGAUUACGUGAGGAGUGUGAAGGGGUGUAGUCAGUCUGUCGUUACCAAUUUAUCCUUGGCUGAGUUGGUUCGACAUGGGCUGCACGUGACGGAGGGGUCUCACAGUGGAGGAGCCCCCUCGGUUGGGCAGUCGUGUCCCCGUGGUGAGGAGGCAACCUCGGGUGGUGGGGACAAAUUGGGGAAGACGGCGAAGGGCCCCUACAGAGGCAACAACGUCCCCACGAGUCUCCACUUUGCCCAGUUCGUGCUGCUGGAAAUAUUUAAGCUGGCUCUGAAGGACUACCUGGCGCACAAGACCAACUGGGUCAUCUCGAUACUGCACGUGGAGCGCGUUAAGUCCUACGCGCCGCGCGUUUAUCACUACGUGGUGGACGUGCGCUGCACGCCGGAGAAGUGUAGCAGUGGGGAG
Plasmodium cynomolgi strain B is the source of this 3684-nucleotide messenger RNA. Its product is annotated as PHF5-like protein. The annotation marks the transcript as partial. The transcript is spliced from 3 exons. The record is from RefSeq and is a predicted model, not a curated record. Gene Ontology annotation, biological process: tRNA methylation. Gene Ontology annotation, cellular component: cytoplasm. Gene Ontology annotation, molecular function: tRNA methyltransferase activity; protein binding. NCBI's taxonomy places the organism in Eukaryota, Apicomplexa, Aconoidasida, Haemosporida, Plasmodiidae.